Magallana angulata is the source of this 3661-nucleotide messenger RNA. RefSeq lists its product as uncharacterized. The record is from RefSeq and is a predicted model, not a curated record. The coding region runs from base 178 to 1608 and encodes 476 amino acids. NCBI's taxonomy places the organism in Eukaryota, Metazoa, Mollusca, Bivalvia, Ostreida, Ostreidae. The transcript is spliced from 6 exons.
UUCUCAAUUUUUCUUCAAAAUUGUGCCAUAGAAUUAUCUCCCUUGAAUGAGCUCUUUAAUAGUAAGUGCACAAAAGGUAGUACAUGUCAACUUCCAGUAGCAGAAGACACUUGUCAACAAAUCAAUGAUAUGCAGUGUCUUCUUUGAUGUGGUUUUAGUGUUUUCAUGAUGGUAUAGAUGGAGUGCUCUUUUUCCCAGUAUUCAAGGAUUACUUGUAACACUAACUUUAACACCAAACCAUCAUCUCAGAUAUGUUCAUUCAAUUCUUGUCGUGACAACAUUGACGCACAUCUUUCAAAAAACAGAAUCAACCCAUCUUCACUUUGUAAUGAACAAGAACUUGUUAAAUUUCGUGCUGGACUUUUUGAACAUGAGACUGACCAAUUCACAAUUUGUCCAAACCACCGCUACUAUUUGGGGAAAGGAUGGAAGGCAUCAAAGCUGUGUAUGCUGAAGCCCCCACUUCAGACUUGUAAUGGAAAGAGAAAAAUAGAGAAAGCAACUGUUACAGUUCAGCAGUCAAGAUAUAUUCUUGAACAGUUUGGAAUUCUUAUUCCUGUAGGAGCAGGAGUCUGUCGAAAAUGUAGAAGUGACAUGGUACAUGCCAUCCUGGACAAAGAUAAUCCUACAGAAAGCCUACAUGCACCUGUAAAUACAUAUUCUGAAGAUACGACCAUUACUACUGUCUCAGAGGAGAGAGCAAGCCUAGACAAGAUACCCUGUGAUUUCCAACAUAACAAAGAUUGUGAAUAUGAGGAAGAAUAUGCUGCAAGCUGUAGCACACAGAUGUCAAAUGCUGAUUCUCAGGGUAGUUUAUGGUUACCGAAUAGCCAGGACACUGACACCAGUGAACAUAUGGACAACCCAGACAUCCCUCAUCAUGAUAAUUCAAUGAAACGUAAAGCACUUGAUAAUUUUUUGCAAUCCUGUGGUCUUAGUCCUGUGAAGAAACAACUAAAAAUCAACUGGAAUCUAUCAUCAGAACGCACCCAAUACGACUAUUCAAUGAAGACCAAACAGAUAUUUGAACAGGUGGUUAAUGUUCUUGCACCAGGACAAGGAAGUCAUCUCCUUGAUUCAGUCAUGAAUUCAAAUCCUUCAACUUCAUCUGACAAAACGCUUGAAAUUUUAUCUACAGCCUAUGAUUUAUCAUCUGAUUGGGGAACACAGAGACAGAUUUUGUCAGUAUUUGCAAAUAACUUUACUUUCAAAGAAAUGAGUACUUGCAUUCCAAAUUUAACAAAAUAUAGAUAUACAGCUACAAGAAAACAUGCUUCAGAAAAAGGACAAGAACAGCCUGUACAAAUUUUACCAUAUACCCGCGAAGGGUUGUCUGAACAUCAAAUUAAAUGUUUUAUUGAUUUUGUUAUGUCACCAAGCGUAAUGACUGAUUCACCAUUUCUGGAAACAAAAUUAAAACUAUCAAAAGGAGAACUGUAUCAAGUACCUCAAAUAAUUUUGAAUAGUGUCCGCUCUCGAGUUGUAGAACAGUACCAGACUUUUUGUAGGGAAUCGGGAAUAAGUGAUGUGGCAAGUGACAGAUCAUAUAUGAGAAUAUUACAGGCCAUUGAACCUAAUAUCAGAAAAAGGUAUGAAAGGUCUAAUUAACUAUGCAGCUGAUGAAGCCAAAGGUAUUGAUGACCUGAAGAAAAUUGUAAAUGUAUUGGGCAAACAGUUGAAGGGCAAAGAAUGGGAAGAUGGCAUCUUACUACAAUUAUCCAACUGUAAACAGUAUUUGAAGCUUGAUUAUAAGAUGCAUAUAUCACUUGAAACUGAAAUACCAGACCAUUGUUGUCAGUUUGCUCUCUCUUCUGACAGUGGAGAGUACAGUGUAGCAUGUUCACACUCCCAUGAUGCUGCAUGUGCAAAUUGUAAUGAUUUGUAUCAUGUAAUUGAAGGAAUCAAACAGGCUGCAGGAGAAGUGGAAUUUGAAAGUGAAGACCAGAAAGAUGACAUUCAAUAUUCUUUGUCUCAGAGUGUAAAGGCGUUGGAAGAAUGGAAAAAGCACUUACUGAGAUCAGUUAAUCAAGAUAGAGCUCGAAGUCAUGUUAUAGAGAAUUUAUCAGAUGGGGAAGUACUUAUAGAGAGGGACUGGGCAAUGAAGCUUCUUCCCAUGAUGUAUAGGGAAUCACAAUCGAAGUGGUUUGCCAAAAGAGGAAUGAAUUGGCACAUAACAGUUGGCACAUACAUAAUUAAUGGUGUUUUACACAGUCACACUAUUGUCCAUAUAUUUGACAAUGCCAAUCAAGACGCUGUAACAUCUAAUGCAAUUUUGAAAGAUUCUGUGCUAAAAUUAAAAGAGAAAAACCAAAAUUUGACAAAAGCAUUUAUAAGAUCAGACAAUGCUGGUUGUUUUCAUAGUGUAGAGGCAAUUUUUUGUAUUCCUCUUCUGAAUCAAGUGAGUGCUUUAAAGGUUGUGCAAGUGGAUUUCGCUGACCCACAAGGUGGAAAAAGUAUAUGCGAUCGGAGAGCUGCACAUAUCAAAGGGUCCAUUAGAAAUUAUGUAAAUGAAGGGAAUAAUGUCACUACUUCAAAUGAAUUCUUGAGUGCUGUCAUCAAAUCUAACAUCAAGAAUGUUCAAGUUGUUACAGCAACCCCACCAUGUGGAAUUAUUGUGAAAAAAGCAGUGAAAAUUAAAGAUAUUACAACUUUAAACAAUUUUCAAUAUCAUGAUGAUCAUGUGUUAGCUUUCAAGCAAUACCAGAUUGGAAAAGGAGUAAAGAUCAUAAACACAUCUGUUCAUAUUUAUGACAAUUUCCCAUCUGUAACAAUACUGAAAUCAAAUUCUACGGAUGAUGUUGUAAAGGUUCCUAAACCAAUAGCUGCUACUGAAGAUAUAAAUCCUGCUGUAUCCAACAGAAUGAGCAACGACAAUGAUACCAAUACACAAAUUGCAGACAAUAGCUCUUUCAUCUUCACCUGUCCGGAACCGAAUUGCCUCCUCACUUUCAUGAGAUAUGGAAAUUUGAGUAACCAUCUUGAUAAAGGUGACCAUCAAUGCAAGACAGAACUGAAAUCCCUUUCAGACAAAUCUAAGGUCGAGUAUGUUAGGCAAAUAGAUACCAAGCAAUCUAUGCUUGUAAAAAGCUCGAUUAAUCCUUCAGCUGAAUGUUCUACCUUAGUUAGAGGAUGGGCCUUAAAAAACAAACGUUCUGUUAAGAGAUUUUCCAGUGAACAGAUUGGGUUUUUGAAAGAAAUGUUCCAAAAGGGUGAAAUGACAGGACAUAAGUAUGACCCUGAGGAGGUAUCAGUGAUGAUGAGAACAAUAAAAAAAAUGGGAAGAGAAGGUUUUCUCAAGAUUUAUUUUUGACUCCAUCACAGAUUUCGAGCUUUUUCAGCAGACUAUCAAUAGAAAAAAGAAAAUCAGCACAAAACAGUUAUGAAAGUGAAGACUUUAUUGCUGAAGAGUAUGAAAACAAUAUAAUUGACGCCAGAAGCCUGACAAUAAAUAUGAAUUAAUUGUAUAUUGAUACAUGUAUUUUUUAGAUUAAGAAGUUAUUCAAGAUUUUAGGCAAAUACCAUAUAUAUACAUCAAAAGAUACAUAUACUGUAGUUCUGUUUAUCUGUCUAAAAGUUGUAUGAUAAAUCAAGUUUGCUUUGACUUAAUAGAUCAUCAAAAUAAAUGACAUUGUCAAGAUUGAUGCUUGCUGGUGGAGCAAUA